Messenger RNA from Labeo rohita (rohu), 3185 nucleotides. RefSeq names its product syntaxin 6 (gene stx6). NCBI's taxonomy places the organism in Eukaryota, Metazoa, Chordata, Actinopteri, Cypriniformes, Cyprinidae. Bases 160 to 930 code for a protein of 256 amino acids. The record is from RefSeq and is a predicted model, not a curated record. Gene Ontology annotation, biological process: Golgi vesicle transport; intracellular protein transport. Gene Ontology annotation, cellular component: membrane. The transcript has 8 exons. Gene Ontology annotation, molecular function: SNAP receptor activity.
GGAUGUGAUUCCGCCGAGCAAUGGCCGCUGAGCGGAUCCGGGCUCCGUCCCACAUGUAAACAACACACUAAGCGCUCUCCUUUGUUUAAGAAAAGCAAAACCAGCCGCGAUCAGGAGCAUGAGAUUGUCGUACACGAGUCGACUCAUCUGAGCACCAAAAUGUCGAUGGAAGAUCCGUUUUUCGUAGUAAAAGGAGAGGUGCAGAAGGCUGUCAACACAGCUCAGGGGCUUCAUCAGAGAUGGAUGGAGCUGCUACAGGACUCGGGUGGAGCCAGCAAGGAGGAGGUGGACUGGACCACCAAUGAGCUGAGGAACAGUUUGAGGUCCAUUGAAUGGGACUUGGAGGACUUGGAUGAGACCAUCAGUAUUGUGGAGGCUAAUCCAAAGAAGUUCAAUCUCGAUGCGAUGGAGCUGGCCAAGAGAAAAGCUUUCAUCACUAGCACAAGGCAAACAGUCAGGGAGAUGAAAGACCACAUGACUAGUCCGAUGGCCAUUACGGUGUCUGAGAAAAAAAAUCGACAGACUUUAAUGGGUGGUGAUGGGUCUCGUGGCCCAAUCUGGCAACCCAGUGCUGACAAGUACACUAGACUGGACCGAGAGCUGCAGACAGCAAACUCACAGUUCAUUGAGGAACAACAGACCCAGCAGCAGCUCAUAGCAGAACAGCAGGAUGAGCAGCUGGAGUUGGUGUCGGGAACUAUUGGCGUCUUGAAGAACAUGUCCCAAAGGAUUGGCCAAGAGCUGGAUGAGCAAGCUGUAAUGCUGGAUGAUUUUUCACACGAGAUGGACAGCACUCAGUCCAGACUGGAUAACGUCAUGAAGAAACUAGCUAAGGUUUCUCACAUGACCAGCGAUCGGCGACAGUGGUGUGCUAUCGGCAUUCUUCUGGCCAUCCUGUUUGUUGUGAUCAUUCUCUUCAUUGUUCUGUGAACAGCACUCCUCCGUCCUCAGCAGCUACAGCUCUCCCGCCUGUGAACGGUCACUCCAGCAAAGGUGCUUGGGAGAGAAACAAAACAUUUUCCCCUUCUUUAGUCUAUUACACGUGUUACGCUGCUGCUUUGUACCUUUUUGCUCUCUUCAACAACCCAGACUGAAAACAAAUGGGUAACGUGGUGGGUAAAAGCAAGGGCUGUUUUUUCACAAACGGUCUGAAUCAUUUCGUACGAGUUGUGUCGUAAUCCAGGGUAAAUCAUUUCUUUCAAAUGGACCAUGACUUUUAAAAUUUAAAGGGAUAACUCACCCAAAAAUGAAAAUGACCCCAUGAUGCAUUCACCCCAAAGCCAUCCUAGAUGUAUAUGACUUUUUUCUUUCGGCCGAAUACAGUCAGAGUUAUAUUAAAAAAUGUCCUGGCUCUUCCAAGCUUUAUAAUGGCAGUGAAUGGCUGUUGAGAUUUUGAAGUCCAAUAAAGUGCAUCCAUCCAUCAUAAAAAGGAUUCAUAAAGGCCUUCUGAUGCCAAACAGAUUAUAAAGUUUUAAACAAGGAUAUUUUUCUUACACAAAACCAUUGAUUCCCUUCAGAAGGCCUUUAUUUAUCAUCAGGAGCUGUGUGGAGUGCUUUUUGUGAUGGAUGGAUGCACUUCAUUGGGCUUCAAAAUCUCAAACACCCAUUCACUUCCAUUAUAAAGCUUGGAAGAUGAAAUUUUUAAUAUAACUCUGAUUGUAUUCGUCUGAAAUAAGAAAGUCAUAUACACCUAGGAUGGUUUGAUGCUGAUUAAAUCAUGAGGUAAUUUUCAUUUUUGGGUGAGCUAUUCCUUCAAACAGCUAAAAAAGAAAAAUCAAGUGCUACUAGAAAAUAUUGCCGACGUUAUUUCCUGUGCGCUGCUUUAAUAGUCGGUUUAGACCACUGUAAAUAAUCAACACUAACUACUAAGUUACUAAAACACUGGAGGUUAACAAACCAGAUACUGUUUAAGCGGGUAUGUUACUGAUCAUACUAAUGCGAAUUAGUUAUUUACUGUCAAAGUGUUUAUUUCUGUGUGCUUUGUUUACUUUUUUUACUUUUGAGUUAUUGAUAAUCAGUUACUAGUGAGAUUUAUUCACACGCACUGCGGUUUGUUUUUUUAAACUGACUGGAAUUGGGUUUUAAUGGAAACGUUGAUGUUAAGUGCUCUGGAUAACUGCCUGAAAGUCUCAAAAUAGCUUAACAAUUUGAAUAUUAACAAAACGUGCUUUAGUAAGCAUUAAGUAUGUGAAUUGCGUGACAAUUGGUUAAUAAUCUGUAGAAAGUCUGAAAACGGAUCACUUCCGAUGGAAGUGAAGUUUUGGACCAAAUGUAUUUUUUAGUAUAAAUGCUACAUUUGACAGCUAAUGGUUAAAGAAAUAGUUUAGCAAAAAAUGAAAACUGGCUGAAAAUGAACUCUGGCCAUUCAAGAUAUAGAUGAGUUUGUUUUUUCGUCAGAACAGAUUUGGAGAAAUUUAGCAUUACAUCGCUUUGCAGUGAAUGGGUGCCGUCAGAAUGAGAGUCCAAACAGCUGAUAAAAACGUCAUAAUAGUCCAUCAUUUAACAUCUUGGAUGGCCUGACAGUCAGUAAACUUUCAGGAAAUUAAAAUUCUUUGUGAACUAUUCGUUAUAGUUAUAGGUCACUAUGUAGCCAGUGCCUUAGCACAGAUGAGGGUGAAGUUACUUUUCAUUUUAGAAAGCCAGGCACUCGUGACACAACUUAAGGUUGCAUUUUGCAUUCUUAAACAGUUUAGUGAGGAUGUUCAUCCAGUAUUUAGCACACAUAUUUUCGCAAACUGUUGGUUUGCCGGUUUAUUUCCACUGCUAAGUCAAAUGGAAACGUAUGAAGCAGCAGUCACUAAUAUGAAAAUCAUUGUAUUUGUUGUCUUUUGACAACACAACACUACAUAUUCUGUGAAAACAUGAGUACAUUUAUCUUACUGGAUAUUUGUAUUGUUUUUGUGUGUUUGUUCUUUUAAUAAUAUUAUUCGGGUGAAUCACACGAAGAAAUGUAAUAUUUCACCCCAAAAUCGAAAGAAAAAAAUGUGAAAUUGUAUUUUGUGUAUGAAAAUAAGCCUUUUUUUUUUUUUUUACUGUUUCCACCAUUAAAUAAAAAAGAAAAAGUAAUUGCGAGUUUUUAUCUCAUAAUUCUGACGUUUUUUGCUCAGAAUUGCAACUUUCUCAAAAUUGCCAGUUGAAAUCUUGCAAUUCUUUUUUUCGCACAAAUGUGAUAUUUCUCAGAAUUA